Molecule: messenger RNA, 1887 nt
Organism: Dromaius novaehollandiae (emu)
Lineage: Eukaryota; Metazoa; Chordata; Aves; Casuariiformes; Dromaiidae
Gene: HOXC4
Product: homeobox C4
Exons: 2
Coding region: 215-1099 (294 amino acids)
Biological process (GO): embryonic skeletal system morphogenesis; anterior/posterior pattern specification; positive regulation of transcription by RNA polymerase II
Cellular component (GO): nucleus; nucleoplasm
Molecular function (GO): RNA polymerase II cis-regulatory region sequence-specific DNA binding; DNA-binding transcription factor activity, RNA polymerase II-specific
Source: RefSeq, a predicted model, not a curated record
GGCGGGUGUUGCCCCUCAUUGUUCCCGGCUGAAGCCCCGAGGCCACGGUGAGGGGCGUCGGGCGGCAACCCCCGCUGGGGGACGGACCCCCCCCCCGGGGGGGGGGGGGCCACACGGGGGUCCCUCGGCAGCACAAUUCGGGUACGGUUUCCACGAGCUUUUGGUUCCUUAUCCGGGGACUGGGCUGGCGGGUGUGAUUGGCCGCGGGAGUCACAUGGUGAAACUAACUUUACGGGGUCGCCAGCUAGUAGGAGGGCUUUAUGGAGCAGAAAAACGACAAAGCGAGAAAAAUUAUUUUCCACUCCAGAAAUUAAUGAUCAUGAGCUCUUAUUUGAUGGACUCUAACUACAUCGAUCCGAAAUUUCCUCCAUGCGAGGAAUAUUCGCAAAAUAAUUACAUCCCCGACCACAGUCCGGAAUAUUAUAGCCGGACAAGGGAGUCCAGCUAUCCGCACCACCAUCAAGAGCUGUACCCCGUGCCACGACCCUCCUUCCCCGACCGCCAGUACAGCUGUGCCAGUAUCCAAGCCGCCGGCAACGCGGCCGCGCACCAAAGGGGACCCGGGCCGGCUGCGGGCGGCCGACACCUCCCAGAGAAAGCGCAGCAGCUCUGCGAGCCGGCCGCGCUCUCCACCUCCGCCACCACUCCCGCCCCGGCCCCUGCAGCCUGCGGCCAGCCAGCCCCCGAGCAUCCUCACGGCACGGCUGCCAAGCAGCCCGUAGUCUAUCCCUGGAUGAAAAAAAUCCACGUCAGUACUGUGAAUCCCAAUUACAAUGGAGGCGAACCCAAGCGCUCCCGGACAGCUUACACGAGGCAGCAGGUUUUGGAAUUGGAGAAGGAGUUUCACUAUAACAGGUACCUGACCCGGCGGCGGCGCAUCGAGAUCGCCCACUCGCUCUGCCUCUCCGAGAGGCAGAUCAAAAUCUGGUUUCAGAACAGGCGCAUGAAGUGGAAAAAAGACCACAGGCUGCCCAACACCAAAGUGCGCUCGGCCGCCGCCGCCGCGGCCCCCGCCGCCCCGUCGAGCGCGGCCGCGGGCGAGGAGCUGCCCUCCGCCGCCGCGCAGGACCCGCGCACGGAGGAUAUCACCAGGUUAUAGACACCCGCACACCCGCACACGAAUGACUCUGGAUUAUUUAUAGAAUCUAAUAUAUAUAUAUAUAUAUUUUGGUUCUUUUCCCCCCUCCCUUCUCCUUCCCUCCUGUUUUUUUUUAAUUAUUAUUAUUAUUAUUAUUAUUAUUAUUAUUUCCCGUGCGUAUAAAAAACAAUGGGUCUCCGCAAGACCGCAGGCUUUAGAUGCAUGUCAGAUAGCAUGAGGCCAGGUGUCUGUACCUGCAGGUUUUUUUACGCCAUUUCAGGGUUUUAUUUAUUUUUUAAAGGGGGGGGAGGCAGGAGCGGGGGAGGGCAGGGUGGGGGGGGCGGAAGAGGUGACUGUUCUGUUCGAUGAAUUUAAUGAAGAAAUGCUGAUAAUAUUGGCAACCGAAGCAAAAAGCGAAUGUAGGUAUUUUUUUCCCCCCGCUGCAUUACAAAUGCACAAUGAUGGAAGGAGCUCGGAAGUUCUUUUGUAGAAACGCGAGAAAAAGCUAAAAAAAUCACGGUUUAACCAGAAAAGAACAAAACCAGAUACGAGACAGCACACAAGGGUGGACGAGUCUUUGCUGAAAAAUUGAGAAGAAAAGAGAGAGAGAGAGAGAGAGAAAGAGUGGCAUAUUUAAAAAAAAAAAGCAGAAGAAGGUUUAAAAAAAGUCAGUAGCUAGGUUUUUUUGUCGUGGUUAUUUGUGUUUUUGGACUGAUUUUACAUGAUCAUUGUAAACUUGCAAUAAAGAGUUUUAGUGUGUAUGUGAAAGUCCCAGUGUUCAAUAAACCAGUCAGUGUGAAUUAGUUUUA